AUGGAUCAAUUAACAGUAUCAGAAAGAUUUAAAAUAGCAUGCAAACAAUAUGAUGAACUUCUAGAAUCAACAGGUAGACAAGAUUCAAUUGAAUUUCAAACAUCAUUACAAAACUUAAUAAAAGAAUUUGAAUUAAUAUUAAAAAUUAUAAAUCAAUUAUCAUUAUUUAGUGAUAAUGAAGAAUUAAAAGAAUUAUCAACAAAUUAUAUUCCAUAUUUAAAUAUAUGGUUUUAUUUAUCACAAUUAUAUUCAAGACUGUUGAUAAGAAACAAUAAUAUAUCAAUUGAUAAUAAGCCAGACUAUUUGAACAUAAGUAAAUCAUAUCUUAUUGAAUUUUUAACAAAUUUGAAAAAUUAUCAAUUAUUAACUAAAGAUCAAGAGACAAAAUUAAAAUUAAUUGAUGAAGGAGAACCUUUUGCAUUAUCACCACAAUUAAAAAGACAAGAAAAGAUUGAAAAUUUUAAAAAAGAACAACAAUUAAAAGAAAAAAUUGAAUUUUUAAAAGAAAUUGAUAAUGAUAAUGAUAAUGAACUGAAUUCAAAAAUUGAUGAAGAUACUAAAAGAUCAAUAUAUAUUAAUCAACUACAAUUUAAUUUAUUAAAAUCUUUUGAAUUAAUUGAUUUAUUAAAUAUGGAAAUUCAAGUACUAAAAAAUAAACCAAUUAAUAAAAUAGAAGAAAUAAAUGAAGAAGAUAGCCGAUCAAAACCAAUAACAAAUAAUGAUCCAGCAGGUUUUACAACAAGAGUUGAGAAACUACCUACUCAAUCAAAAACAAAUAUAUCAAAUUUAAUAUCAAAACAAGGUAGAAUAUUACAACCAUUCACAAUAACAACAAAAGAAAAAUUAAAAAACAGAGUAUUUGGUACUGGACAAGUAUUACCUUCAAUGACAGUAGAAGAAUAUUUAGAUUAUGAAUUAGCAAAUGGUAAAUUGAUGAAACCAGAAGUUAGGGAUCCUAUCAAGGAUGAUGAAAAUUAUGAAAGUGAUGAAGAUGAUGAUGCUCAAUUAGAAAAAAGAAAAUGGGAUGAUUGGAAAGAUGAAAAUCCAAAAGGUGCAGGAAAUAUGGGUGCUAAUAUUGGUUAA
This is a messenger RNA of Lodderomyces pseudojiufengensis, 1083 nucleotides long. RefSeq lists its product as uncharacterized. Bases 1 to 1083 code for a protein of 360 amino acids. Gene Ontology annotation, cellular component: cytosol. Gene Ontology annotation, molecular function: protein phosphatase 2A binding. The record is from RefSeq and is a predicted model, not a curated record. Gene Ontology annotation, biological process: regulation of signal transduction; regulation of dephosphorylation. The transcript has a single exon. NCBI's taxonomy places the organism in Eukaryota, Fungi, Ascomycota, Pichiomycetes, Serinales, Debaryomycetaceae.